AUUCGACAAAGACGCGCGCCUUUCGUUGGACCCGGUCAGCAUCAUGAGUGAGACGGUCAGCUUCAUCAAGAAGAGCAAAGGGCGGCCGGCGGGUCUCAAGAAGACGAGCAAGUCCUACGAUGAAGAAGCUAGCCAGAAGGAAGUCGUCGUCCUGCCGGGCAAACGAGCUACGCCCUCCCAAUUCUCGACGGGUGGUCUCACGAAGCGAGCACGAGCGCAACAAGAAGCUCUCGACUUGGAAGAAGCAGCAGAUCGAGCAGACCUGACCGGUGUUGCGUAUUCAUCUCAUAGCCGAGUACUCGAUCGACGGUCAAAGUCGCCCUCACCGUCUGCACUCGGUACGAGAGAUGUCGAUGGCCCCCUGCAUCCUACGCUAGGCAGGGGGAAGGAGGGAGAUGUACUGGAGGGAGACGAGGCGGAAAGAGCAGAUGGUCUGUACAAGGGCGCUUCGGCUUACUCCAGUCAGCUACCGAAAGGCUCGGCAAAAUAUGGUCCCGUCAAAGGACCGGCCAAUGUACGCACUAUCACGCUCACAGACUACCAGCCCGAUGUUUGCAAAGACUAUAAAGAGACGGGAUUCUGUGGGUUUGGCGACACUUGCAAGUUCUUACAUGACCGAGGAGACUACAUGCACGGCUGGCAACUCGACAACAUGUUCCUCUCCUCACAGGCUCAGAAGAAUGCGCAACCUGUGGUAGAGGAAGCAGUAGAAGAGGAGCUGCCCUUUGCUUGUCUGAUCUGCCGCAAACCCUUCACAGAUCCUAUUGUGACCCAGUGCGGUCACUACUUCUGCUCGGCAUGCGCGAUCAAGCGCUUCCUCAAAACGCCAAAAUGCUAUGCUUGCAACGGACCAACGGGCGGCAUCUUCAAUAAAGCCCACAAGAUCAUUGAAGUACAAAAAAAGGCGAGAGAAGCGCAAGAACAAGGCGAUCAGGAUGAUGCCGGCCUGACUGCUCAAGGCGAAGAGACGGGCUAUGAGAUCGAAGGAUUGGCCGAGGAUGUCGAUAGAGUCGUCGAGCCCAGACCUGCUCAGGUCCCUGCAGAGGAGCUCGAAGCCGAGGGAGAAGGCGAGUACAAGUACUUUGAGGAAGACUAGAUGUUGCUGUCAUGUUGUACACUCUCUGCAUCUCGCAUUGACCUAUCACCC
This is a messenger RNA of Mixia osmundae IAM 14324, 1147 nucleotides long. RefSeq lists its product as uncharacterized. The coding region runs from base 44 to 1096 and encodes 350 amino acids. Gene Ontology annotation, biological process: snoRNA splicing. The transcript has 3 exons. The record is from RefSeq and is a predicted model, not a curated record. Gene Ontology annotation, molecular function: metal ion binding. NCBI's taxonomy places the organism in Eukaryota, Fungi, Basidiomycota, Mixiomycetes, Mixiales, Mixiaceae. Gene Ontology annotation, cellular component: U2-type spliceosomal complex.